Molecule: messenger RNA, 487 nt
Organism: Musa acuminata subsp. malaccensis (wild Malaysian banana)
Lineage: Eukaryota; Viridiplantae; Streptophyta; Magnoliopsida; Zingiberales; Musaceae
Molecular function (GO): metal ion binding
Source: RefSeq, a predicted model, not a curated record
CUCAGCUGGCUCGCCCCUCCAUACUGCCAUCGAUCAUGAAGGUAAGUGGUGGCUUAGAUUGAUUUCAUGUGUCAUCACCGUGGUUUCUGAUCCCAUCUUUCCUGGAAUCCGAUUGCAGAAGAUCGUGUUGAAUGUCUGCAUCAUGUGCAACAAGUGCAAGAUCUGCAUCAUGACGAUCAUCGCCCACUUCGAGGGGGUUGUGUCGAUAGCACUGGACGCCGAGAGGAACACUGUGACGAUAGUGGGGAACGUCGACGCCACGCUCAUCGUGAAAGCGCUGAGGAAGGCCAAGAAGACAGUCGACAUCGUCAGCGUCGGGGAAGCCGGCAAGGACAUGGAGGAGAAGACGAAGAAGAAGGUGGAGCUAUGCACGCCGUCGCAGUCGCACUGCAGCUCUUGCAGGCCGGUGAUGGUGGUGUACGACGAAACCAAUUGGUGUAGCAUCCUCUAAAGCAGUUGAUUGUGCUACUACUUAUUCAUGUGUUUA